AUGGACAAAGAUGGAUUCGAGAAGUUCCUGGACGCCUCCUGGAUUGCUUUCCGCAAGCAACUGCUGGAGGCAUACCCAGCGGAUGCUGUCACGCGGAGUGCGAUGGAUGUGGAAUUCAAGCUUGCCGAGCUGGAGAAACACCUCCAAGAAGCAAGAGGUGGCCGGGGAGAGAUGUCCCCAGUCAUUGAAACGAGUCAGGACUCGGCAGCCGGCAGUCGGACCUCGGUUGGUUCGCUCAUGGCGCCCGUGGUCGGUGUCGGGUCGACAUCGGCGGGGUCGCCGCUGAUGACGAUUGAGACUGAGCUGCAGUCGCCAAGAACCGACGGAUCAUCGCCUCCAGAGUCUCCAAAGUUUACGGUGCCCUUUCUCGGCGCGGGGCUCCUGGGGCUCAGUGAUGAGGAGGCCCAAGGCAUUCGCCAUCGCCUGCGGGUGCGAUUGGGAGUCAUCUCAGCAAAACAGCUCGUGUCGGGGAAGUCGCUCCACGAUUCCAUCGUGGCCUUGGGCCUGACACGCUACUCGGUUGAGGAAAUGGAUGAGCUGGUAAACAUGCUCGCCGACUUCAUCGGUCUCCACUUUGAACAGGACCCCAAUGCUCUGCGCAACAGCAGGCGAAAUUCAAGGACAGCCGCCACGUCGCUCUUCUCCUUGCAGCAGGACUUGCAGAAGUUUGGUGAUCCGAUCUGGGAGUGGCCUCCCAUCCGCGAGAGCGCGAUGCACAUGCACCGGAGUGCCUCCAUGCAGAUCUUCGUUGACCGCACUGCUCACAGCUCCAUGAAUGUCGUCCCAGCACAGGCGCUGAUGGAGCUCUUCUUUGCGCAGGAGUGGGACCUGCACAAGCGAAUUUUUGGUGCCGGCCGCCUACUCAAGCAGUUCAAGGCCAUGAAGGAGAUUUUGCUUGCUGGUGACACGAAUCGGUUGGUGGCUGAGCUGACAUUCGUCAGAAUCAACGACCUCGCAGCUCCACCCGAGCCUAUCCACCCACUGAUCUACAUUGAGCCCCUGGUCGCCCUUCUGAUCGUCUGCAAUGGGAUCAUGAUUGGCUUCCAGACUCAUCCAGACCAUCAGGAUUGGAUAUAUUGGACACACGUGGAGAUCGGGUUUCUGAGUGUGCUCAUUUUAGAGAUCGCUUUGCGAAUCCACCUUCUUGGCUGUCGGAAAUUCUGGUGCGGCCCAGACUGGCUUUGGAACUACUUCGAUAUCGUCCUGGCAAUGACUGGGCUUGUUGAUAUCACAGUACAGCUUGUCAACGACCAGAAGACCGACAUAUUUGGCACUUCCCUGCUGAGAUUCUGUCGCCUGAUCCGACUGGUGCGCAUUGUGAAGGUCUUCCGCCUGAAGUUCAUGCGAGACCUGCGUCUCAUGGUCAAAGGCCUUGUUGCAGGCGUGCGAACGCUAACGCUGGCCUUCACGCUGCUCUUCUCCGUCCUUUACGUCAUUGGUGGCUUUGCGACGAUGGCAAUCGGAAGCGAUCCGAGAACCGAGGCGGAGGGCCUCUUGAAGUAUUUCGACAGCCUUCCUCAAUGCAUGUUCACCGCCUUCCGGUGCUACACGGGUGAUUGCGUGAACGACGAAGGCAAGCCCUUGACGCACGAGCUGGCCAGGCUCUUUGGCUAUCCCUUCAUUAUGGCAUACGUGAUCAGCUAUAUGCUCGUAGCCAUGGGCAUCUUCAACGUCAUUUUGGCUGUCUACGUCGACAUCACCAUGAAGGCGGCGAAAGAGAAUGAGGCCGUCACUGCCGAGCAAUAUGCACGGGAGUCCAUCCGCGUGGCGCGGACGACGCGCGAGCUCCUCAAGCGCUUUGCGGCGGCCUACCGGCUCUUCCACGACUUGGAGGACGACCACACGGAAGUUUCUCAUCUGGAGAUCAGCCCUGGCAAGACGGUCUUCACAGACGAGGAUGUGCAUGAGGGGAUCGCGAUCACGAAAGAUCUGUUCCUCCUCGUGAUCCAAGACCGUGGAGUGCAGGAGUUGAUGGAUGAGCUGGAUCUCCCCCCGGAUCGCGCGAACCUCUUUGAGAUCAUCGACGCGGACGGCAGCGGAACUCUUCGGAUCUCCGAGCUGGUGCAGGGCCUUCUAAAGAUUCGCGGGGAGAUUAGCAAGAGCGACGCCAUUGCCGGCUUGCUGGCGACCAAAGCUGUGUACGCCAUGCUGGAGGAGAUCCGGGAAGAGACCACGAAGAGCCUGGACGACUUGAAGGACCUCACUGUUCGGAGUGUGAGCGUCCUUUGCACGGCGGUGCCCCGGCCCUCCAGCGUCAUGGUCUCUGCUGCAUCUCCAAGCUGCGAGCUGGGCCCGGCGCCGGACAUCGACACGGAGCCUGGCUGGCAGCACGAUUCUGCAAAGCCCGACCUGCUCCUCUCGAAGGAUCCGGCACAGGGGGAGAAGCUCGAUGUCGAGCUACGCUCCUGCUGA
Messenger RNA from Symbiodinium natans, 2412 nucleotides. NCBI's taxonomy places the organism in Eukaryota, Dinophyceae, Suessiales, Symbiodiniaceae. The record is from the annotation of a GenBank genome assembly.